Oncorhynchus kisutch (coho salmon) is the source of this 4189-nucleotide messenger RNA. Its product is annotated as heparan sulfate glucosamine 3-O-sulfotransferase 3A1-like. Lineage: Eukaryota; Metazoa; Chordata; Actinopteri; Salmoniformes; Salmonidae. Bases 511 to 1776 code for a protein of 421 amino acids. The transcript has 2 exons. The record is from RefSeq and is a predicted model, not a curated record. Gene Ontology annotation, molecular function: [heparan sulfate]-glucosamine 3-sulfotransferase activity.
GACAUUCUUCCUCUCUGAUGUUUUGCAGAAGUUGGUUACAACAACAAUGUGGAGUAGACAGAGGUGCUGAAGUUACCAUUGCCUGUCUUUUUGACCUGGCAUUACACAUGGACAUUUAAUUUAAACAAUAAACAAACAUAACCUACGUGUCAUCUUUUAGUCGUGGCUAGGCUACUUAUAAUGCUGUUUUGUUAAUAAAGGAUUAGUUUUGUGCGGGACUGCCAGCCUAUAUAAACAACAUUUGACAUUUAGAAUUGCACUGCAUAUUCUACAGUUUUUGUUUUAUGUUGACAUAGACUUACACUAUUAUUUAUCAUAGUGUACAGCUCGAGCUCUGGGACACAUGUGAGGGUUAUUUUGGUGUGAUGCGUGUGCGAGGUAUAAUCCUCUGCUGGAUGCGAAGCAAGCUCAGGUAGCCUAAGAGCUGUCCUCUCUAUUUCUUAAUGUCAAAACCCAAGAAUGUCUGCUUAGCAUGGCUGUGGCUCCUGAACCGGCGACCCAAGGACCGUUAUGGCUUUUAGAACAGUCUAUUCGGACCCCCUGUCCCGAAGCAUUUUCAAGAAAUUCGUGGUUAUGCUGUGUUCUCUCCUCACCUCCAUGUACCUCCUCCACUGCCUCACGGACCGCUGUAGCAGCAUGCCCACGCCGGUGAAAGCCUCCAGCCAAGUCGUGGGCUUUUUCGCAUCGGAACUACAAGACUUGAUGUCGCUGAGGAGGAAAAGACUGUUAAAGAAAUGGACCACGGAGUCCAAGGUGCGCUUGAGCUACGAGAGCGCUGACGACACUAAACGGAUCUCUGAGGACUCACUGUUCGACGAUACUGAUAGGGGACAGGUUUUGUACGAACCGGGACCUCAGGUGGACAGCGAUAGCGAGAACCGGGAAUUGUCGCGUGAUAUCCAGCUUUCAUUGGAUGACAUCGUUUCUUCGAAGAGAUUGUCACACCGGUUUACAGUGAAGACGGGAAGUACCGGUAAACUCAGUCCACUUGGAGAGGGGAGAAAGGAGCUGCCCCAGGCGCUGAUCAUCGGGGUGAAGAAAGGAGGGACGCGCGCGAUACUCGAGUUCCUCCGCGUGCAUCCAGACAUCAGAGCCGUGGGAGCCGAGCCGCACUUCUUCGACCGUAACUACGAGAACGGACUGGAGUGGUACAGAGAGCUGAUGCCCAAGACCCUGGAGGGCCAGAUCACCAUGGAGAAGACCCCCAGCUACUUUGUGACCAGAGAGGCCCCGGCCCGGAUCUCCGCCAUGUCCCGGGACACCAAGCUGAUCGUGGUGGUGAGGGACCCCAUCACCAGGGCCAUCUCUGACUACACACAGACGCUGUCCAAGAACCCAAAAAUUCCCACCUUCGAGAGCUUGACCUUCAAAAACAGGACUACGGGGCUCAUCGACACGUCCUGGAGCGCCAUCCAGAUUGGCAUCUAUGCCAAGCACCUGGACAACUGGCUAGAGUACUUCCCCAUGGGCCAGAUUCUGUUCGUGAGCGGGGAACAUCUGAUCAGCGACCCAGCCAGAGAGCUGGGCAGUGUGCAGGACUUCCUGGGACUCAAGAGGAUCAUCACAGACAAACACUUCUACUUCAACCAGACCAAGGGCUUCUCCUGCCUCAAGAAGGCUGAGGGCAGCAGCAAGCCCCACUGCCUGGGCAAAACCAAAGGGCGGACCCACCCCAACAUCCACCCAGAGGUGGUGCAGAGGCUACGGGACUUCUACAGGCCUUUCAACAUGAAGUUCUACCAGAUGACGGGACGCAUGUUUGGUUGGGACGACUGAUUUUGCUUUGGUGGAUUUACAUUUGAGUCAUUUACCAGAUACUCAUAUUGAGUGACUUACAGGAGCAAUUAUAGUUAGGUGCCUUGCUCAACAGAUUGUCCACCUAGUCGGCUCAGGGAUUCAUACCAGUGAUCUUUCAGUUACUGUCCCAACACUCUUAACCGCUAAGCUACCUGCCGCUCCAGAAUACAGAUGACCAGAGAACACAGAUGACUGUUGACACUGCAGUAUAACUGUGGGACAGCAACAACACUUAGCCAAGAGGCAAUAUGUGUCUGUGAUAGCGGGGAAAAGUUCUUAUCUGCUCUUACUGGCAAUUCAGAUAUUUAACGUGUUCACUGUGUUACUGUGUCUCAGGACCAAUAUCAGCUGAGGCUGGUUGAAGGAAAUAGAGAGGGAUUAUCCCUGAUAGAGCAUGUGGUGGUUCUAAUACAGAGAGAUACUGCAUCUCUACCUCUCCCUGUAGUUCCUGUCAGAGGGCUUUCUGUUUGGGAACCUUUCAGGGAUGCAAAAGACAAAUAUGUUGUUACUGUAUAGGAGGUUAUAUGAAAUCAAAACAGAGAGACUUUGGAUAAAAAGCCUUGUCUGAGUGAUUCUAUACCAUAUUGUAAAGCAAACCCAGCUGCUUUUCAAAGAAUUGUAUUUUUCUAGAAACAUUUUGAAAAGUUAAAACUGCAUUUAAUUUAUUUAAGAUGGUGUACACAUGCGGAAUAUAAUAUACAAGUUGAUAUGCUUUAUGUUUUCUGUGCUUAUAGAAUGUUGUUUUAUACUGUACACAUUUUUUUUCUUUAACAUGUUUAUUAAGAUUAUUCGUUUGAAUAUGUAUAUGCGAUUCCCGGACUCUUUUCCUGCUGAGCUUGUAAUUAUAAUCCUGCGAGGGUUUGUUAUUCUGAGGGCAGUUUCCCCACGCUGAGUUAAUGGACUUGAUUGAAUUACAAGGUAGAGAGCGAGAUAGAGUAAAGAUAGCACUCAAUGGAAGUGUCCAGUGGCACCGAAUUCUCUAUAUAGUGCACUACUUUUUACCAGGGCCCAUAGAGAAUAGGGUGCCAUUUGACCAGGGCCCAUAGGGAAUAGGGUGCCAUUUGACAAGGGCCCAUAGGGAAUAGGGUGCUAUUUGGGAUGCAUAGUGAGUCAACUGUUGUAUCAGUAACAGCAGCUCAUCAACUAUAAUAAUGAGACCUCUAGUGGGCCUAACCAAAUUAUUUAUCAGAUUUCCUCUUUAACAUGCCUCUUUGUGAACUGAAAACAGUUGCUGUCAUCCAGCCUUUCCUUGCCUCGGAGGUAACCGUGGAUGGAGGUGACUCUCUGGGUCUUUUUAAAGGAGCCAGAGAACAAUUUUGAAGUUGUGUUUUUGAUUUAUAUCUGCCUGGUUGUGAGCUUCCAAAAAGCCUCUCCCCUUUCAAAUGUUCCUGAAAGGGAAACUUCAUCAUGCUCAGUGUUUUCAAUAUGAGUUCAGGGGGAAACAUAUCAAUUUGCCAUCACUAUUUAUCAUAAGUACGUUAUAAUUUUGUCUAUUUCAUUUGAAGUCAUGUUGGAUUUCUAAAUCACACUUUAUAAACAGUUCACAUUUGUGAAGUCCUGAUCCUGCCUUAUCAUCCUCACCAGUGGGCCUGUUGUUAUGCUUCAGAACAGUCACUCAAUGGACCACAGAACAGCAGAUGUAUUCAUACGAGGUUAAGUACUGUUGUGUCAAAGUUAUUUUGAGUAAAGGCUUAUUUACACAGCAAAGAACUACAACUAGCUACGCAAAAUGGUGAUCCUGCGUAGCAAAGAUCUGUGUGCAGCCCCUGAAUUAUAAACCCUCUCCCAUCUCCCCACAACUCCUUCUCUAGUUGUCUCUGCUCAUCUCGACCAAGCUUACAGGAUGUCAAAGGGGGCUCCAACCAUGCUAAAAUAUGCUUUCUAUCUAAAAGGCUUAUUUUUGGACUGCUGGUUUCCCUUGCGGGGUGAGGUUCUAGUCCAGGAGGCUUGUAGAGCACAGCCUUAAGAAGUUGGUAACAGCACUCCUCAUGUCCCCUGACUGUGAAACACUGUGUGGAACUGGUUGCUAAUGUGUAUGGUUAAGAGGUUGCACUGGCAACCACAGAUGACGCUCCAGGGGACGCUCAAGGGAAGAAAGGUUUGUCUUCUCUCAAGAGAGACACCUCGCCACUCUAUACCGCUUGGUACCCUUGCUUAUUCCGCUAGUGUUUAGACCUUGGCUAGAUUCAACGCAUAUCGCAGAAGACACUACUGAAAUGUGAAGGACAUUUUUGAUUAGGCUGACGUCAAAUCAAAUCAAAUUGUAUUGGUCACAUACACACAGUUAGCAGAUGUUAUUGUGUUUGUACCGAAAUGCUUAUGCUCCUUGAUCCGACAGUACAGCAGUAACUAACAGGUAAUAUCUAAGUCUUUGGUAACGGGCCGUGUCGGU